UGCUGAACAAGAUGGCGGGACUUGGAGACUUAUUGGCUGCAUGUUUAAUCGAGAAAGAUGUUGAUUCUGACGUCCUUUGGACAUGGUCUUACCCCACUAUAACCGAAACGUUCCGGCAGGUCCUUUUGAGGAAAUGCUGUCUUAAAACCGACAAAGAGGAAGUCAUACCUUUUUGUUUUGGCCAGUUCAAUAAGCAGUGGUUCUAUAUUUACACGUCAGAAGUUAAGAACUCCGAUGCUCUAAGCAAGGUUACCCAUGUGGCACUGACACUGAUAGCAAAGGACUUUUGUCCUGAGAAAUACAAGAGUCUGUGCAAGAUCAUGUGCAACAAGUUCAUAAAAACUGGUGAUGCUAGUGCAAUGCUGGAGCCAUACCUGUCUGUUAUUACAAAGGGCUCUUGUCCUAAUGAUGACGAUGGUUUGUUAAUAGUCAAAGACUUUGAUCCUCGCUUGUCAUAUGUUGCCUCUCCCAUCUCAGAUGUUAUUAACAUAUUUGGGGUGGAGACAAUCCUAAUAUACACAGCCCUACUGCUAAAGAAGAAAGUUGUGGUAUACAGUCCCAAACUUGAAACUAUUUUAGAUAUUUGUAGGGCAUUACCUUUAUUAGUGUGGCACCGUCAGAACUGGAGCAUACUCCAUCCUUACGUUCAUCUUGAAGAUGAGGAACUUGAGAAACUAACAGCAAACAUAACUUAUGUGGCUGGCUUCACUGAUGCAUCUGUUGAAAGCAAAACUGACUUGUAUGACUUGUUUGUUAAUGUUGCUGCUGGAGAGAUAUCCAUUGCUCCUGAAGCACGAGAUACUUUUCAGAUGGGAAAAAUUCACAAGGACAUAGCAAUGUUUAUGGUAGAUGCUGCCAAAAACGAGGAGUACAGUGAUCAAAGGCUCGUCAAGGAAUUGUCCGUCAAGACGAAGGAUCUCAUAAACAAUCUAAAAAAGCUGGCUGUUGAAUUAGAGGAGGGUGGCAAGGCCAGGAUCACUUUGGAGGCAUUAAAACAGCGAAAACUAACACCAGUUGUAGAGAACUUUCUUUUCAACUUGGCCGCAGCUGAGGGCUUGGUUUGAUGCUUCACUUUUGUAUGGUUUGAAUUACGCCCCAAGAUCUGAAGACCUCUUCUCCUUGUUGACUGCAAAACAGCGAUGGCGGAUCUAGAGGAGGGGCCUGGGGGGUCAGCCCCCAUCUUUAUUUUGGUUUAAAAAAAAAAUCGUAGAAGGAAGAAAAGCCGGCAGGGAAAGCGACAAAAAAAACCGGUUCCCCCCCCCCCCCCCCCCCCCCCUUAGCUCAAGGUCUGGAUCCGCCACUGAACAUUUAAUACAUAUUACGUCCUCAGAUAAAUUUCUUCAUCUUCACCAAUUGUCCAGUUUUCAUUGUCAGAAAAGAUAUAUAUGAAUUGUUUUGAUAUAAAAUAUAUAGGAGUGAAUCUAUUCUAUUGGUGUAUAGUUGAUUUGGAAAUAAUUUUUCAGUUGAAGUCUUCGAUUUGAUUGCCCUAGGAAGUAUGGCAUUGUAUAUCUUCACUGCUGCAUUUUGGCAAGUUACCGAUCGUUAAGUACAGUGCUGAAGGUCGCUUUCAACUUGUGUGUAGUCAUUGUAUCAUAGUCAUGUUAUUCUUAGCAGUCCUUUUUGGGCACAUAGUUUUGAUGAAAUGAUGACGGCUCAUGUGCAGGUAUCUCUUAUAUUGUAAUGAUUUUUAUUAUAAACGAGAAAUAAUGAUUUUAGUAUAUACGUUUUCUCGAAGAUCACCAAAAUUAAAAAAUUAAACAGUAAUUAUUUUCAACAGAUCACAUACCUUUGUAGAAAAAAAGGUAACUUAUUUCGAAUACAAUACUGUCAUUUUAAACGCAAGUUCUGUUGUUCCAAAAGCAGUUCCAUGCAAGUCCGACGCGCAAGUCAGUCGCGCAAACUAUGCGUGCCGCGCCUCUCAAAUACUUAAGGUGCCACUGGGAUAUACUUUUUAUGUUUUCUAUCGGCUCGCGCGAUGGAAUCUGCUGGGGAACGGCGCUACUCGAAGCCAUGAACUCGUAGGGACCGUGUGAAUGCAAACUAAUUCCCGGCAGUUGUCGCCAGUAAUAUGUAAAGUGGAGUCACCUUGGCAGGAAAUUAAUAAAAGUAAACUUAAUUCGUAUGUUAGUUAUUAAACAUCACGCGGCAGAUUUUCAUCGUGACAUUCGGAUACAAAUAAUUACCUUUAAUCCGGGAAAAAAUAAAAGGAAAAUCUAGAUGUCGAACUCAUUCGAAA
Molecule: messenger RNA, 2236 nt
Organism: Pocillopora verrucosa
Lineage: Eukaryota; Metazoa; Cnidaria; Anthozoa; Scleractinia; Pocilloporidae
Product: DENN domain-containing protein 10
Biological process (GO): regulation of early endosome to late endosome transport; protein transport
Cellular component (GO): late endosome
Molecular function (GO): small GTPase binding; guanyl-nucleotide exchange factor activity
Source: RefSeq, a predicted model, not a curated record